Eupeodes corollae is the source of this 1839-nucleotide messenger RNA. RefSeq lists its product as uncharacterized. Bases 1 to 1782 code for a protein of 593 amino acids. NCBI's taxonomy places the organism in Eukaryota, Metazoa, Arthropoda, Insecta, Diptera, Syrphidae. The transcript is spliced from 3 exons. The record is from RefSeq and is a predicted model, not a curated record.
AUGCUGUUACUUAAAAUUCUAACUUUGACAUUAAUAGUUUAUCAACCGUUUCUGGUUCUUUCAAAAUCAAUUUUAUCGGAAGCUAUAACGUAUGCUUUGAAUUGUUCUUUUAAUGAAAAGAUUCAUAUAUUGCAUAUUGUUAUCGAGACGGAUUUCAAUGACACAAGGGAAGUCUUCUUCGAUGAAAUUGAUAAUAUUUUGGCGAAAAAUUGGAAUUUUCGACUUCUAAUUGAUGUUAAUAAUUUAGACGGAAAAGUUGUGAGUGAUCAUAAUUUAUGGUUUAUAGAUUCUCACGAAGCAUUUCUACGUUUGUUUCCAUGGAUUGAGGACUAUCAUAGGAACUCACAGCUGUUUUUCUUCAUUGUUCUAAAGAGCUCAAAGCAAGAAGACCAUUUCAAUGUCAUAGAAGAAAUUUUCUCUGAUUUCUUAGAGCUGUCCAUUGCCAAUGUCAAUGUAAUCACAGAAAACACUUCUGUUGGAGAGGUCUCAUUUUACACAUUCUUCCCCUACCAAGAGCUCAACUGUCAAUCAGCAAAGCCCUUCAAAACACAUCGGUUUAAAAUUGAUUCAAUUAAACCUAAUGACUGUCAAUUUUUCGCUUUCAAAGCUGACAACUUGCAUGGAUGCCCGCUUAGGAUACGAACCAGAAAUGAAUUGAUCCUCAUUUUAGGUGGCUAUGAGCUAAGCUAUCAAGUGGUUAACUAUGCGAUGUCUGUUCUAGAACUCGUUUUGGUCAAGGAAUUUGCUAUUCGAAUGAACUUUAGUUUUGAAAUUCUCAACGCCACUAUGAUUCUGAAUAAUACUGAAGUUGUUGCUCCCGAAGCUCAUGAUUUGACGCCAGACCGAAAAACCGAGUUGGUAAUCGGUUUUUUCCAGCUGAAUUAUUUGGAUGAACGUUUCUUUUCAAAGAGUGUGAGCUAUUACUUGUCAUGGCUGGUGAUCAGCCUACAUCCCCAACCGAACAAACUGCACACGAAAGGUUAUUGGCUUUUUGUAGCCUUCAACUACACUACCUGGAUUUGUAUCGUAGCGUUUUUCACCAUUAUUUUUGGAAGUCUUUUUGUGAUUAGCAGAAAUCAACGAUAUCCAAGAGGUCUUGAACUGUUAACAUUUGCUCUGGGAACAUCCAUGGGUCACUUGUCAUCAAGGUGGAAUUCUGUACGUUUUUCUUUCAUAGCUUUGAGUUUGGGUACAAUGGUCCUGAGGGCAGCUUAUCAGGGAAAACUAUUUGACGCAUAUCGUGGACAGAAAAUGUUAGAAACACCUCACAGUAUCAAGGACCUCUUCGCCCAAAACUACACUAUUUGUGCUCAUUCAUACUAUCAUGCAAUCAUAAAUGAAUUGAACGGGUUGGAAUAUCCCAAUUUUCGAACAAUACAAGCAUAUCAUGGAAUUAAUCUUUUCGAUGAUAAGGAAAAGUUGGCAUUGGUAGCGUCAUUUGGAUUUAUUUUUACAUUCAACACCGAAGAAAAUUGUAAAAAACUAUUUUUGGAACCUGUUCUAAUGGAAAUUGUAUGCAUGUUUUUUAAAAAACACUCAAUUAUUCAGCCAAAAAUAGACGAAAUCAUUAUGAAAAUGGAAGAAGCUGGAAUUUUACCGUAUUUGAGAAGGAGUUUUGAAAAUAUUGAUGAUAUUGGGUUUGAUCAAGAUCAAAAAAUGGAAAGUGAGCCAAAAUCUUUGGUUCUGCAACAAUUUGCAUUUACAUUUUGGUUGUGGGUGGGUCUUUGUGGAAUUUCGUUCUUGGUUUUUAUUGGAGAGUUGUUGUGGCAGAGAUUUAAAUGAUUUUUCUUGGAACACUUGAGAAGGGGCAGAAUUUUUCAAUUGAGUCUCUAUGCUUAA